AUGGAUGAAAUGAUAUUGUUGAAUAAUGAUACUUUAGAUUAAAUGACUGAGAAUCUUCAAAUUUUGAUGUAAAACAUUUACAAAGUGAAAUUAAAGAAAGAAAUUAAAUAGAAGGGUGGGAAUAGUGAAAGUUUGAAAUUAGUUACAUCCAAACCGAUAAAAUAUCCAAAAUAUUUGUUUGAUACAUCUGCCAUUAAUGUUUAAUUUUGGGAUAAUGUUGAUAUAAAGAAGACAGAAGAAUAAUAAAAUAAGAGUGAGAUUGAAUCAUUUUAAAGUUACUUUUAAUCUCAAUUGAAUAUGAGUAGCAGUCCAAUAUAUUUGGAUUUUUAAGGGACAACUUAAUAAUUAAAGGAGCCAUUAAAACAUAUUUGUUCUCAUGAGAAGAUUAGUUAAUCAAAGAUAGGGAAAGAGAAUUACGAACCAAUAUUGAAAAGAAAUUCUAGCUUGGAAGUGUCUGAUGAAUUAAAUUUUCGUAGUUAUUUUAGAUGA
Molecule: messenger RNA, 489 nt
Organism: Paramecium sonneborni
Lineage: Eukaryota; Ciliophora; Oligohymenophorea; Peniculida; Parameciidae
Source: the annotation of a GenBank genome assembly